AUGGAGAACCUCAUCGUCCGUGAGCCAACAACCGCCGCCAUCGACACCUCCGUUCCUAUCUCCUCCCCUACCUCCCUCUCUCCUAUUGAUGACGACCACAUCAGUCUAAACCCCCGCUCUCCGAGCUUCUCUACCGAUUUCCUUGAGCGAAACGCCGGGGCGGACCUGAACCACAGCCAGCCGCUCCGCGUCCAUUCCCUCGUCCGCAAGCUCGGCACUGCAGCCCUUGCCCAGAACUCUGAUGACGGGCAUAGCUCUCGGUCAGUUGCCGUAGGCUCCGUGGCCCCCGAUGCCCCAUUCGCCUUGCGCCCGGGUGUUCUAGACCUCUCCGAAGACGAGGGUGAGAGCGAGCACGAGCCGCAGCAAGAGGUAACUGACACCGAUUAUGCCACUGAUGGUCUCUCGGAGAUCGCCUCCACAGUUGCAGACACUCGGCCCAUUAUAAAGACUUCAAGGGAGAGCACCCACGCCUCCAUCUUUGGCCCAAGUUCUUCUACCGCGGCCUAUGGACCCGCAGCCGCAGCCGCAUCGGCAUCCCCAUCUGCAUCUGUAUCUGCACCCGCAUCAGCAUCAGCAUCAGCAUCCGAAUCCGCAACUGCAACCGCAUCCGUAUCUACCCCGGCUGCCGCAGUUCAACAGCCCAUUGUCCAAGCUCCCGAUGCGUCUGCGGCAAUCGGGACAAUGCCCACCUUCCCACGCGGCAUCGGCCCUGCCCCCGGUGAGACUGGGUUCAGCGGCACUAGUAAAAAGCCUAAAACCAAGAAGUUCAGUUUCCUACAGCUUUUGAGGCUCAAGCCUAAGGCACCCCCUGAGGCACCCGCUGCGAUGUCGGCUGCUGAGAAGCGUGCCUUAGCCGCGAAGGAGCGUGACAACCGCAUCAAGGAGGCCGAGGCUGCGAAAAGGAGGAAGGCUGCGACGCCAACUGACAUCGCGCCGUCAAGGAAUCCCGCUGUCGUCAGGACCCAGAAGGAGGAGCUCUUGGGAAGGAAGAAGUCCCAUUUGAGGGAGGCAAAGACUGAGUUGACCCUUGCCCAGAAGGAUGUCGAGUUGUUGAUGGAGAGCAUUGGGGAGUUGGAGGAGGAGCUUGCUACUUCUGCUCCUGUUACCGCUACUGCCACUGUUUGA
Morchella importuna is the source of this 1125-nucleotide messenger RNA. RefSeq lists its product as uncharacterized. NCBI's taxonomy places the organism in Eukaryota, Fungi, Ascomycota, Pezizomycetes, Pezizales, Morchellaceae. The coding region runs from base 1 to 1125 and encodes 374 amino acids. The transcript has a single exon. The record is from RefSeq and is a predicted model, not a curated record.